AUGCGAUUGAAUGACACGGAUCUGGAUAUCCGUACUCAGAAGAUACCUGUUUUAACUUACAAUGACAGCCUGGACAAUAGUAUUGAAGAUUCAACGAUAGAGUCAACCACUACUUCAAAGACAUCGAGAAGUACUAGAAAGCGAUACAGAAACAAAACUUUCAUCGAUUGGAUUUACGAAUAUGAAUUGGCUAAGCAUGUCAAAGAAACAGUUACUAAGAAUGGAUCACCAUUACUACAAAUGUAUAUUCCCAAGAGUAAAUGGGUGGUGUUAGGUAUUUCAAGUGUCACGAUGGGGGUAUUAGUUGUUCUUAUUGACUUUCUCUCACUAUGGCUACACGAUAAAAAAUACGGAUACUGCAGCGGACAUUUAGUCACCAUCAGGAGCAACUGUGAAGAGGGUCAGUGGAAGGGUUGGUCCCAAACAAUUUUCACAUUCAUGAAUUCUGAUACUGUUUUCCAUGGUAUUGGAAAUUUAGUCAUCUGCUUAGUGCUUAGUGGGAUCUUUGCAACCAUGGCUGUUCUGAUAACCACCAAAUACUCUUUUUCCGCGCACAGUGGAAUCGCAGAGUUGAAAAUCAUUUUGAAUGGGCUAAUUAUCAAUGGUUUUUUGAAUAUUGAAGUUGUUCUGAGUAAGAUUUUUGGAAUCAUCAUGGUUGUGGCAGCCGGUAUAUGGGCUGGAAAAGAUGGUCCUUUGGUUCACAUCUCAGCCGGAAUCUGCAAUUUUUUUCUAACAAAAAUUCCCAAUCUGCAUUCUCAGAAUCAAGCUCUGAAAAGAGAGUUGAUAGCCGCUACUACAGCAGCAGGAAUUGCGCUAGCAUUCAAUUCUCCCAUUGGAGGAAUUCUAUUCGUCUUCGAGCAGUUUUCAGGCUCCAUAGGCAUACAUUCAUUGAUGUGGCCCGGGUUUGUGAGUUCCACUAUUGCUGUGACAGUGAUGAAGGCAUUGCACCCUUUUGAUGACAUCAUAACAGGUAAUUUGUUUGUUGUCACUGAGGAUAAAAAUUGGCUGAAUGUUGAAUUAAUUCCUUUCAUAUUUCUCGGUUGUUUGGGUGGAUUUCUAGGUGUCUUAUUCAAUCAGUUAAACAUACGGCUCCAGAGAUUCAGAGUUGUAAAAUUCAUGGGCUCUAGGCAGGCUCAAUUAUUAGAUGUACUUGCUGUUUGUUUGAUAACCGUAUUGUUAUCCUACGGAAAUUCGUUCAGUGGGUUGACUUUAACUGAGAUGACGUCUGCUCUAUUCACCGAUUGCUCAAAAUCAAAAUAUGGAGUCCUUUGUGGUGCCUCUACUUUACAAUCUGAUAAUUUGGAGUUCCCAUGGAAACUGUGCUUAGUCCUUCUGUCUACAUUUUGUCAAGGAAUGCUACUCUCUGCGUAUACUGUAGGAGGAAACAUUCCGGGUGGGAUAUUAUUGCCAUCGUUAACAAUCGGAGCUCUAGUUGGGAGGUUAUUCGGAACAAUAUUGAAAUACUACCAGUUAAGAUAUCCUUCCCUGGACAUAUUCAUGAAUUGUAACUCGGAGGGUCAAUGUAUCUCUCCUGGUUCGUACGCAGUGAUCGGGGCAGCAUCAUUUCUCACCGGGGUCACUCGAAUGACAAUCACCGUCAUUGCCAUAAUGAUGGAGGUCACAGGAGCACUGACUUAUGUCCUACCUGUAAUGAUCGGAGUACUAUUCAGUAUUCUGACAAACUCGAUUCUAUCAGGAAAAUCGUCUUAUGAGCUUUGGCUGAAAUUGAAUGAUUACCCAUAUUUACGCCCUGGGAUUGAGGAGUUUGUGAACCCAGACCUGACAAGAAUUCCAUGUCAUAGACUCUUCAAGCCAACAAACCAGUUGUUUGUUAUAUGCAAAGACAAGUUCGUUACAGUAAAUGAUAUUUGCGAUAUUUUGGAAAGUGCAAAUGUGUCCGGUUUCCCAGUAUUGGAAAAGGAAGGGGGAAAAUUCAUAGGCUAUAUUUCCUCCUAUGAGUUGCAAUUGGAAUUAGACAAAUUGUUGGAUAUUGAAGGAGUGGAUCGGAGUACUGCAGUGACGUUAAAUCCUUCAUCAUCCGACUACUCUUUAGAGGGUAUUUUAGAAACCAAUUUGUUGAUAUUGCCUCCGGAGAUGGAUCUUCUCACUUGUUACGAUUUUUUUCAAAAAAUGUCCACCUCUAUUGCUAUAUUUUGUGAUUCAAAAAACCAGUUAGUGGGUAUCUUCUCAAGAGUGGAUAUUAUUGAGUUGGUUGAAAAAAGUGGAGUUGAGCUGGAGCGUCUAUGA
This is a messenger RNA of Komagataella phaffii GS115, 2247 nucleotides long. RefSeq lists its product as uncharacterized. Lineage: Eukaryota; Fungi; Ascomycota; Pichiomycetes; Pichiales; Pichiaceae. The transcript has a single exon. Gene Ontology annotation, molecular function: voltage-gated chloride channel activity. Gene Ontology annotation, biological process: transmembrane transport; chloride transport. The coding region runs from base 1 to 2247 and encodes 748 amino acids. The record is from RefSeq and is a predicted model, not a curated record. Gene Ontology annotation, cellular component: early endosome; membrane; Golgi apparatus.